This is a messenger RNA of Coniophora puteana RWD-64-598 SS2, 372 nucleotides long. RefSeq lists its product as uncharacterized. The transcript has 3 exons. Bases 1 to 372 code for a protein of 123 amino acids. Gene Ontology annotation, biological process: regulation of transcription by RNA polymerase II. The record is from RefSeq and is a predicted model, not a curated record. Gene Ontology annotation, cellular component: mediator complex. Gene Ontology annotation, molecular function: transcription coregulator activity. NCBI's taxonomy places the organism in Eukaryota, Fungi, Basidiomycota, Agaricomycetes, Boletales, Coniophoraceae.
AUGAGUACCUCUACUAUCCCAUCCAGCUUAUUUGAAAGCCUCUACGAAAAGCUGAGUGUGGUCUUACAGCUCACUCAGUCAUCCGAGGGAGUCACGACACCGCAAGCACGACAAGCACUCCUCCAAGCUACAAACGACUUCAAGAAUGCCCUUUCACAAGCCAAGGAUUACGCAUCGAGCUUACCUGGAGGCGAGCUGUCCGUGAUGGAUCAGGAUGAGGUCAUUGAGAUGCUGACGAAACUCAAAGAACAUAAGAGGGAGCAGCUUGCUCAGUUUUCAUCGCGUGCACUUGGGUCGGAUCAGCCCACGGACAGUACAGAAGGGGGUACCAUGGACAUCGACUCCACCGCGUCGACUCCAGUCGCAUCUUGA